AUGGAUUAUCGAGCUCUUGUCACUGAAGAGAACGAUACUCCAGAAGGACAAGAUCAAACACUGUCACCAUUCAUUCAAUUUGAUACACAAGAAGAUCAAAUUAACACUGAAAAACAAUCCCGAUGGAGUCAUCAAAAAGAUCUCGAUGAUUUCUUCGUACGUGUGUAUCAAUACCAUCAACGACAUGGAUUUUUUUGUAUAAUUCUUUCCGAAAUCUUUGGUCUUGUACAAUUUGUAUUUAUUGUAUCAUUUACUCUCCUCAUCGUUCAAUGUAUUGAUUAUCCGCUUUUAUUUCGCUCAACUCCAGUCGCUAGAAAUAUCACACAUAAAAUACACUUCAAUGAAAUUAUUCAAUCACCACAACAAUGCCUCCACCAGAUGAAUCUCUUGACUCGUUUGUGUAUAUUUUUAUCAAUAAUCUAUUGGCUUUAUCGUUUAUCGCGUGCUAUCUACAAUCUUCUAUCCUUUUACAAUAUACGAGCAUUCUACGCUCAAGCAUUAGAUAUCAAACCAAACGAUCUAUUGAACAUGACUUGGCAUGAAGUUCAACAACGAUUAUUAAUCGCUCAACGAACACAUCAUCUAUGUAUACAUAAAUCUCAUCUAUCAGAAUUGGAUAUACAUAAUCGACUAUUACGUUUUAAAAACUACGAAGUGGCAUUUGUCAAUAAGGGAAUUUUACCAUCAAGAUUGCGUCUACCAUUUUUGAAUGAUAUAGUUUUUCUUACAACUGGCUUUAAAUUCAAUCUUCGUUUAAUAUUAUUCUGGGGACCUUAUGCACCUUUUGAUCAACGAUGGCAUCUACGACAGGAGUACAAAAUCUACAGUCAACGUGAAAAAUUAUCUAAACAAUUGUCACAAUUCAUCUUACUCUAUGGUCUUGCUAAUUUACUUCUAUCACCAUUCAUAUUCAUAUGGCAAGUCUUGAAUCUAUUCUAUGGUUACACUGAAAUUGUGCGACGCGAACCAGGUGUAUUAGGUAGUCGCCGAUGGAGUAACUAUGGUCGACUUUAUUUACGGCAUUUCAACGAGUUAGACCAUUCGCUAAAUCAACGCUUGAAUCGUGGUUAUCGACCAGCUAUAAGUUACAUGAACUCAUUUGUCAACUAUAGUAUUGUUGAAAUGGCCAAAUUUAUAAGCUUUACAACUGGUGCUAUCUUAGCUGUUUUAAUUCUACUAACAGUUUAUGAUGAAGAUGUUCUCAAUGUUGAACAUAUGUUAACAACAAUGACGAGUCUCGGUGUAGUAAUUGGAGUUUGUCGAUCGUUAAUACCAGAUGAACACGCUGUUUUCGAUCCUGAACAAAUGAUGCAGCUCGUUCUCGCACAAGUUCAUUAUCAACCAGAUGCAUGGAAAGAUCAUGCACAUACAGAUUAUGUUCAAGCGGAAUUCGGACAGAUGUUUCAAUUGAAAUAUGUUUAUUUUCUCGAAGAACUUCUUAGUGCAUUUGUUACGCCAUUAGUUCUAUGUUUCCAUCUACGUCGUAGAUCACUACAAAUCAUUGAUUUCUUGAGAAAUUUCACUGUUGACGUCCAAGGUGUUGGUGAUGUUUGCAGCUUUGCACAGUUAGACGUUGCAAAACAUGGAGAUUUGAAAUGGUUCGCACCGAUGCGUCCAAAAUUAAGCAAUGCAACUGAUGCUGGAAUAACCAAUGAUGGCAAACUUGAAUUAUCAUUGAUGCAUUUUCAUCAUACGAAUCCCGAUUGGCAAAUGCCAAAACAAUGCGAAGCAUAUUUAGAGAAAAUUCAAGAACGAGCCGUCGAAGAUGCACAAGGAUCAUCGAUCCUUCAACAAUCAAUGACUGACAUGCAAACUCUGCAAGGUCAACGAAGUUUCUAUAGUGAUCCAUUAUCUACAACAUCAUUGCAUAACCGUUCGGUAAUAUCGAAGCCUCUAAUAAAUACUGCUCUGUAUUCUCCAUCGCAUACCACUGUGUCUGUUCUACCUAAUACUUCAAUCGUACAAAACAGUUUUCUCAAUGGUGGUGUCUCAAAAGCUGAUUUACCUUAUCGAAGUUUAGCACAGUUUGGUGUACUUUCAAAACUUCAAACUCAAAUGUUUGAUAUGACAGAUCCUCAAUCGUUUAUGAGUUCUCUAGCGCCUAUACAAGGUCUACCGGGUGCAGCGCAAUUAGACAUGAAUGUCUCAUGUUUAUAUAUGCAUGAACUACGUCAUAAGUACAAACAUGGUGAAUACGAAGAUCUCGAACAUAUAAGCGAAGAUCAAAAUGAUGAAUCGAAAUGCUGA
Adineta ricciae is the source of this 2247-nucleotide messenger RNA. The record is from the annotation of a GenBank genome assembly. Lineage: Eukaryota; Metazoa; Rotifera; Eurotatoria; Adinetida; Adinetidae.